AUGAGUAGCACAGAAGACAGCGGGAGCAAGUGCUCGUCCGGCCCGAUUUCCAGCUUUACCAUCCAGUCCAUUUUGGGGACGCAGUCCGAUGCGCCGCGCUCCGGGACCAAAGAGCUCUCCAAGGGGCCACCGGCACCUCCGAGGAGGCGGUCACUGUCCGUGUCAUCCGAGGAGGAGUGCAGCGGCGGGGAGGACUCAGCAGACUGCUUCUGCUCCGAUACGGGUCACAGCGAGCCAUGCAGCCAGCACCAAGCCCACAACUUCUGUUUAGGUCCCGCCAAAGGACUCCUGUCUGGCAAUGACGCGCUCGCGCGGCGGCCGCACCUGCCACAACCUCUGCUGCAGGAUUACAAGGAAGAGCGCGAGAGACCGUGCCACCAAAUGUCACCUCUGUCGGAGGAGAGACAGACAGACGGUGUGGACAAGCAGGGGAACUCGGCCAAGAAGAAGACGCGCACGGUUUUCUCCCGGAGUCAGGUGUACCAGCUGGAGUCCACCUUCGACAUGAAGCGGUACCUGAGCAGCUCGGAGCGGGCCUGCUUAGCCUCCAGCCUGCAGCUGACGGAGACUCAGGUCAAGACGUGGUUUCAGAACAGGAGGAACAAAUGGAAACGGCAGCUAUCAGCCGAACUGGAGGCGGCUAACAUGGCCCACGCCUCCGCACAGACACUCGUGGGGAUGCCGCUGGUUUUCAGAGAUAACUCCUUACUGCGUGUGCCGGUUCCCCGGUCUAUCGCCUUUCCGACGCCCCUCUAUUACCCGGGAAGCAACCUGCCAGCGUUACCUUUAUAUAACCUGUAUAACAAGAUUGAGUACUGA
Cheilinus undulatus (humphead wrasse) is the source of this 819-nucleotide messenger RNA. RefSeq names its product H6 family homeobox 2 (gene hmx2). Gene Ontology annotation, molecular function: RNA polymerase II transcription regulatory region sequence-specific DNA binding; DNA-binding transcription factor activity, RNA polymerase II-specific. Gene Ontology annotation, cellular component: nucleus. The transcript is spliced from 2 exons. The coding region runs from base 1 to 819 and encodes 272 amino acids. Lineage: Eukaryota; Metazoa; Chordata; Actinopteri; Labriformes; Labridae. Gene Ontology annotation, biological process: regulation of transcription by RNA polymerase II. The record is from RefSeq and is a predicted model, not a curated record.